AUGCAGGCAGACGACGUGAUAUGGUCCGCGAUCGGCCAGUCCUUCUGCUCCUAUAAAGUCAAAACCGCGACACAAAACUUCUGCCGGAAUGAGUACAACGUUACGGGGUUUUGCACGCGUCAAUCAUGCCCGUUGGCAAAUUCGCGAUACGCGACGGUGCGCGAGAAGGAAGGGGUGUUGUAUCUGUGUGUGAAGACUAUUGAGAGGGCACAUAGUCCGAAGCAUAUGUGGGAGAGGAUAAAGUUGAGUAAUAACUACUCGAAGGCGCUCGAGCAGAUCGACAAGGAGCUGCAAUACUGGCCGAACUUCACCGUGCACAAGUGCAAGCAGCGCGUUACGAAGAUUACACAGUACCUCAUCAAAAUGCGCAAGCUGAAGCUACGAGAACAACCAAAACUCGUCGGUAUAAAGAAGAAACAAGACCGCCGCGAAGCCGUUCGCGAGCGCAAAGCCCUCUCCGCCGCCCAUCUCGAACGCGCAAUCGAGAAAGAACUCCUCGAGCGCCUGAAAUCAAAGGCGUACGGCGACGCGCCGCUGAACGUGAACGAGUCGGUGUGGCAGGCUAUAUUGGAUAAGGAGCGGGCGAGAGAGAAGGGCGUGGAGGAGGGGGUUGAGUUGGAGGAUGAGGAGACGGACGAGGAGGAAGAGGAAGUUGAGGAGGAGGGAGAGUGGGGCGAGAGGGAGUUUGUUAGUGAUAUUUCUGGCGAUGAGGAUGGGUUGAGUGAUUUGGAGGAGGUUGCGGAAGGGGGGAGUGCAAGCGAUGAAGACGAGGACGACGAUGAGGGGAGCGAUGAAGAUGACGAAACUUCGCGCAGACCGCCGAAAUCGUCCCUUGGAAAGCGCAAAGCCGCAUUUCCGCAACGGAAACCGAAACGUGGACCCAGAGUUGAGGUCGAGUACGAACAGGAGACGGAGGCCGUUGGUGCGAGGAGACAGGCUAUGCCUGCGUGGUGA
This is a messenger RNA of Peniophora sp. CBMAI 1063, 954 nucleotides long. The record is from the annotation of a GenBank genome assembly. Lineage: Eukaryota; Fungi; Basidiomycota; Agaricomycetes; Russulales; Peniophoraceae.